Molecule: messenger RNA, 803 nt
Organism: Panthera uncia (snow leopard)
Lineage: Eukaryota; Metazoa; Chordata; Mammalia; Carnivora; Felidae
Gene: RPL23A
Product: ribosomal protein L23a
Exons: 4
Coding region: 78-554 (158 amino acids)
Biological process (GO): translation; ribosomal large subunit assembly
Cellular component (GO): ribosome; cytosolic large ribosomal subunit
Molecular function (GO): structural constituent of ribosome; rRNA binding
Source: RefSeq, a predicted model, not a curated record
AAAAGUAUCGCGAUUCUUCCGUGAGACUUGGCUCUAUAAGCCCCUGGAAACAAGCCUCGGAAAUCCCUUUCACGAAGAUGGCGCCGAAGGCGAAGAAGGAAGCCCCUGCCCCGCCCAAAGCCGAAGCCAAAGCAAAGGCUUUGAAGGCCAAGAAAGCAGUGCUGAAAGGCGUCCACAGUCAUAAAAAAAAGAAGAUCCGUACGUCACCUACAUUCCGACGGCCCAAGACGCUGCGUCUCCGAAGACAGCCCAAAUAUCCUCGAAAGAGCGCCCCCAGGAGAAACAAGCUUGACCACUAUGCCAUCAUCAAGUUCCCCCUGACUACAGAGUCGGCCAUGAAGAAAAUAGAAGACAACAACACUCUUGUGUUCAUUGUGGAUGUCAAGGCCAACAAGCACCAGAUCAAACAGGCCGUGAAGAAACUCUAUGACAUUGAUGUGGCCAAGGUCAACACUCUGAUCAGGCCCGAUGGAGAAAAAAAAGCAUAUGUUCGACUGGCUCCUGACUAUGAUGCUUUGGAUGUUGCCAACAAAGUAAGCUUCCUUUGCUGUUAAUUCCCCCCUGAAGUGCAAGUGAUGUGUCCAUUCUGACCAAAACCUGACUUGCUGAUUUAGUCUUAAAUGACUACACCCCUAUCCUUAAUAGGCCCUUUCCUUGCCUUAUUUUUGCUUUUUAUUCAUGACCUUCCAGCUUAAUCUUCACAUUUUGUCUCCCAGUAACAAAGCUCCCCUUUUGUUUUUCAGAUUGGGAUCAUCUAAACUGAGUCCAGCUGGCUAAAUCUAAAUAUAAAUUUUUUCAACAUA